AUGAAGAAAUUUCCAGGGCCAGCCAACAUGAACUCAGUCUCCUACCUAGUUCUUGUGUCUCUUCUUGCGGUCGCCAUCAGGUUAGUUAAAAAAAUGAACUCAGAUCAAGAUUCUUUCUAUUUUUCGCCUUCUCGCGCUUUGAAAAAAAUGUUGGAGAGAAGUUUUUUUUUGCUGGAAUACCCAAAUAGAUAACGAAGGGAAGAAACGAUCUGUAUAAAAUGUGGAGAGGUCAUUCAAAACCAGUUCUCGGGUUUUCCCUGCCAAAAGAUGCAUGUCUGAGAAGACCAAGGUUUUUUAUUUGAAAAAAUCAUUUUGCAAGGUUACAGAUAGGUUUUCUCAACUUCGGAGAUAAAAUAGUAGAAGAAUAUACGGGUUUUCUCAAUUUGCUCUCAAAUAACUGAAAAUGUUCAGCUCAUCAGUUUUCCUAUGCAUUAACUCAAAAUUUCCGAGCAUCUGAGCUCAAUUCGAUUUUUUUUUCCUUUUUUAAAAGAUCGAGUGAUGCUGUAUUCGAGACCCUAAAGAUGUUUUUUUACAAAAAAAUAUUCCAUUAGAAUCUUAGAAGAUUUUUUUCAGUAUGUGAAGCAUUUUUCAUCUGCAAAAUUUUCAGUGAAUUUUUUUGAUAAAUCGAAUAAAAAAAUUUUUUUGGAAAGUCUCAGCUUUCCCAAAUCGCUAUUGUUCAAUCACGUUGCUAACAAAAAAUGUCAUUCUUUUUUUUUGGAGUUGGGAUUUCUCUACAAAUUGACUAGAAAAUUUCUGGAUGGACAUGAUAAUUCUGGAAGCCCAAGCGCAACUUUCUAGUUUUUGAAAGGCGAAACGUCGAAAUCAAAAAAAAAUCUUCAAAAUGCGUUAAAAUAAGCUUUUUUGGGGUUCUGAGCCCUUAUUUUUAAAAAACUAAGAAGUUGUGCAGGUUGAGACCUUCACGAUUCACUCAAAAGAAAAGUGAAACGUUUGACCGAACUUCGGAGAUUCCGCAACCACAAAUUAAAAUGAGCUUUCUUGUAAAAAAAAAAUACUAAGAAAAAACGUGAUCUUGCAUCAGGAAAAUUUUUGCAUAGUGAGGUAAUAUUUGAACUGUGCGAGAAUUGACCGUUUUUUUCAAUUGCACACAAUUAAACUUGAGAAAGAAACUUUAUAAACUGGGAAAAUGUUUAGUGGCCACUAUAGAGGUUCGCCAAGGACUGCUUGGAGAGGACACAAAAGUGGCUACUAAACCCCCCGCUAUAGUGGCCCCUAUUUUCCGUUUCAGUGGCCACUCCAGUAUUUUUUCAUCCAGUAUUCAUUCCAGUAAUUCUGAUAAUUUUGAAACAAAGAUUGAACCAGUUAUGUUGAUCCAUUGACCCCUAAAGUGGUCAUCAAAAUUUUUAGUUGUCUAGUAUCUCUUAGACCUCUAUAGUGUCCACUAAUUUUUAAUCCCUUAAGUGGCCCUGAAUGUGGCUACUAUAGUGACCACUAAAACGUUAAAACCUUAUAGGGGCCACUAAAAAUUUUCCCAGAAUGAUGGGAGAAUCUUACAGUCAGUAACUUCCUUCAUGUCAAUAGACCUACUCCUGAGAGCUUAUCAAAUAUUUUUCAAAAUGAAAAUUGGCAUUUUUUCAAUAAAAAAAUUUUCUUUCAAACUAAAUUCAAGUCGAGAAGAAUAAAUGUUUUCAGUGCCGAAACCACCUGUUUCCAGUGUACUUCAAACGAUAAUCCGUCUUGCACUGUAAACGAUGUUGGAAGCCUGGCGCCGUUCAAGCAGGCAAGGACUUUGAGCAUCACUUUUUUUCUGCUAAGAAAAAAACAUUAGAAAAUGUAUUUCACCGAUGACCAAAAAAGUCAAAAAAAAAAUCAGGGAAAAAUUUCUCAGUGAAAAAGUUCUGCAAACUAUGUGAACGUUUUCAGGUUUGCCCUCUUCUUGGAGAAGGGCCGAUGAAAGGUGCCGCAGCUAUCGGAUGCAGAAAAACUAUCCAGGCAAGUUUAAGUCACGGAUUUUUCUCUGUUCUUGAAAAAACGCUCAUUUUUUUUUUUUGAAGAAGUUCUACCUAUGUCAUAGGUUUUAUAGCGGCUGUCAAAUAAUGAAUUAUUUCACUGAAACUUCGUGACUCACAAAGGAGAUCAACAAUCCAAAGCAUUUUAUAAAUUUAAAUGUUGCUCACUAAAAAAAAUCUUGCAAGUCACAAUCCACACAUCUUCUUGUAAACUUCGGAGGUUUGGGGUACUCCGCUUAUUAACGCAGGCAUUUUUAUUUAGUUCUCGAAACCUUUUGGUGCUGAAACUUGCAAAUUUUCAUUAAAAAUGCUUUUUUUAACUGAGCGUUUACCAACUUCAGAAAACCACAAAGCUAUUUAAAGUGAAAAGAAACGAUUUAGAAAAUAAAAAAAUUCCAGAACGUCGAAGAAGAUGAAGUCGUCGUCCGCGAAUGCGCCUACUCUGGCGAAAACGUCGACGGUUUGAAGAAAUCGGGCAAUCACGCCAUCAAGCUCUUCCAUUAUCAGUGCACAAACGCCAAAGUCAGUUUUUUUUGUAUAAUCCAGAUAUUGGUGAAAUGAGGGUCCUAACUUUUUUCUAUUUUGUUUUACAGUGAAGGUUUAUUGAAAUGAGUUCAGGAAGAUACUCCAUGCAACUUCGGCACCACUACUUUUGCGACCAUGUCAUCGCUCAUCGCUAUUUUCAUUGCUCUGAUGAGACAGUGA
Messenger RNA from Caenorhabditis auriculariae, 2672 nucleotides. The record is from the annotation of a GenBank genome assembly. Lineage: Eukaryota; Metazoa; Nematoda; Chromadorea; Rhabditida; Rhabditidae.